GAGUAAGUAAAUGACAAGAGUGGAUAGAAGUAUUAAGCACUAGUAAUCUUAAAUUUGCACUCAAUUUAAUGUGGCCCCACCACUUAAUAUCAAGUUAUAAUAAUUACUUAUUUCUGUGUUUUGGUUUUAUAAUAUAUUAAUUUUGCACCAUAAAAACAGUUUUAUUGUGAAUUAUAUAUCAGUCGGUAUAAACACAGACACAUUUAUUUUGAAAUUCUGCAAAAACCACAAAUCCUGAACAGUUGCUUUUAGAUUUUUUUUCCUCACUUGACUGGCCCACAGGUCAUUUUACGUUUGAAAGCCCUGAAUUAUAGAGAUCACAAGGAUGUAAAAAAUUAAGAAAUGUCCACAUUUGAUCACAACAUGCACUUUAAUCAAACAUGAAUCAUAGUAACUGCAGUUUUUAAUUAAUGACUUUUGUUUUUUAAUCAAGUUUCGAGUUUUGCUGUGAGAUUUCGUUAGUUUUGGUUGUGCUUUUAUUUUGAAAAGAAAGUAAACCGGAAGUGAGAGACAGUAGAAGCUUCCGCUAACAUUAGCAAUGGCAUUGUCUGGACAAAGAUCAUGGAGGCCGCCCCGGUCAUGUGACAACUAUUGGAGUGAGUACAAACACUGCAAGAGUAUGGGGAGUCGUUUCAACCACUACUAUACUUAUGGUACAUUCCCAUCCUGCCAGCAAUGGAAAGAGGACUACUAUAGCUGCAAAGAGUGGGAGAAUCACAGACGUAUAGAAGCAAAGGAAGCGUUGCAGACGAGUGAAAGGAACAGAUUGGCAGAGCAGAAAAAGUUCACACCAGUGUGGAGGCUGAGGAAAGACCCACCUAAAGACUGGAACAUGCCCCUGAACCAGGAGAAGCCACAGGACUCCUGAACUGUCGCUUGUCUCAAAGCAAACAUCUACUGUGUACUGUACUUCAUGGACAUGAAAUACUUUUGGCCUCCAUACUGAUAAGUCUGGUCAUCAUUUGUGCUUGGAGAGCUGCUGUAUCCUUUGGACUGAUAUAAGAUAUAAGAUAUAAGAUAUUCUGCUUGGCUCACAUUAGUCACAAUUAACUUCUGAAUACCAAAUUAAAACUGACAGAUGUGUACAGUGUAUUAACAAUGGUGGCAGCAUCUAGUGGUCAAUGGUGAGAACGACAGCCUACAGUCAUUCUCACAUAACAGUCUUUAAACUAUUGAAUUACACCUCCUGUGAACAGUCAUGAAUUAUAUUAUCAGAAAGUUUAUGUAAACAAGCAGAG
Molecule: messenger RNA, 1238 nt
Organism: Solea solea (common sole)
Lineage: Eukaryota; Metazoa; Chordata; Actinopteri; Pleuronectiformes; Soleidae
Gene: c8h22orf39
Product: chromosome 8 C22orf39 homolog
Exons: 3
Coding region: 539-868 (109 amino acids)
Source: RefSeq, a predicted model, not a curated record